Molecule: messenger RNA, 2001 nt
Organism: Lithohypha guttulata
Lineage: Eukaryota; Fungi; Ascomycota; Eurotiomycetes; Chaetothyriales; Trichomeriaceae
Exons: 1
Coding region: 1-2001 (666 amino acids)
Source: RefSeq, a predicted model, not a curated record
AUGGAUUUCGUGCUGUUGCUAUUUGGAGUGCUGAUUGUGCUUCAGCGUGGUGUGGCUGAUUUGCCUCCCUUGUUGAACGACCAAGCAUAUCAGGACGGCGAACUUGGAGCCUAUCCUAGGCAGACCUUCUUCUCAGAUCUGGAUGUAAUUGCACCUGUUCCUAACAUUAUCGUUCAACAAAAGGAUGGAGCGUCCCCAGCUCGAUACAUAACCUGGGCGGCUCACGGCGACAACUUUACCACUGUCCCUCAGCUGCUCGAUGUGGAAACCCUUUCCGUCAUCUAUCAAGGGCCUCACUAUGACGAAGACACGUUUGGAUUCACGGUUCAGACGUGUAACAACAGUGAUUAUUUGAUAUGGUGGGCAGGCACGAGCAUCGAUGGCCGUGCCGGCGGGUUCGUCUACAUCCUCAAUUCGACGUACCACUUGGUGUGGAAUAUCUCUUCCAUAGACCUGGAGUACAUCGAUGCGCAUGAUAUCUUCUUGACGCCAGAUUGUCACGCCAUUUAUACCUCAUACCAGUCAAGGAUUGCUGAUCUGCAGGAGUAUGGAAGUGAAAUGUGGCCAUUGAGCAACAGUUCUUGGCUUCUCGAUUCGUAUUUCGAAGAAGUCGACCUCUUGACGAACGAGCUGGUCUUUCGUUGGCGUGCAUCUGACCAUAUUGACAUGCAUGAUUCAUUCUGGCUUCCAGAGAUUGAACAGCAAGGAGACGAGAAUUGGCAUGGUUGGGACUUCUUUCACAUCAACAGUGUACAGAAAGAUCAUUUAGGCAAUUAUCUCAUCUCCGCUCGGCACACCAACGCAGUCUACUACGUUGAAGGUAGGACUGGAUCUGUACUCUGGACGCUGGGUGGCUCUCGCAAUGACUUUGUUGACCUCAGUGGUGGUCGAGCCACUGAUUUCUCGUGGCAGCACGAUGCUCGUUGGAUCGAUGAUUCACUGACAUCGCUGUCUCUGUUCGACGAUAGAAGUUGUGGCUACAUCCAAGCAGAAGAUUCGACCUCGCGAGGUAUCAUCAUAGACCUGGACUUUCACGCCAUGACAGUAAGCCUAGCUGCCGAGUAUAGGGCUCCUGACGAUAUUGUCGCUGUACGUAAAGGUGGCAUGCACCAUCUUGACAAUGGAAACAACUUGCUAGGCUAUGGUAGUGAGCCUGCCUUCACCGAGUUUGCUCACAAUGGGACGAUACUGUGGGACGUUCGCUUCGGCCCAGUCAUGCAGGAUAUUGAUCGAGAAACGGCGGACAAUUAUCGUGCUUACAAGCUCGACUGGGAUGGUACUCCUCAUUGGAGUCCAAAGAUUGCUGCUGGGCCGUCAGUUGACAGGAUGCCAGUAACACUCUUCAACGGCGCAUACACGGAGUCUCUGAGCAAAUCCAGCAACGACACAGCUUACUUCAGCUGGAAUGGUGCAACGCGACUCGCUUCGUGGCUAGUGCUUGCGGCAGAUGAGCCGAGGAAUGUCCUGGAGAUGAGAAGUGUGUUAGCGCAGACCAACAAAACAGGAUUUGAGACUGGCUUAUACGUCGGUGAACAGUUUCCCUUUAUUUGCGUUAUUGCCAUGGACAAUGAAGAAAAGAUAUUAGGAGUAUCACAACUCUUACAUGUCCCAAGCGGUAAAACAGCUGAGAUCGAGGAUACUGCCAGCCCUCUGUACAGCCAAUAUGUGGUGUUCAAGCAGAAGUGGCAUUCUCACAAAUACCUCAACGCUCGAUUAAAUCUAGCAAUACCUGUUAUGGCUGUCAGUGGAAUCGUAUUGGUGUUCUGUGCCUGCUACAGGUCCAGAGCUCUUAGCCGUCGGCUUGCAGAUGUUUUCGGACGAAGAGGCUACCAGCCAGUCCAGCAUACGGAUGAGAUUGAAAAGCAGCUGGACUUUGACAUUACGCGGGAGUUCUCUACAAGUUCCGCUGUUGACCCAGCGACAUCGCUAAUGUCCCAUGAAACGGUUAAGUGGGAGAGUGAAGACGAUCCAGGUAUGGGUGCGCGAAGAAUCCAUCAAUGA